Molecule: messenger RNA, 1498 nt
Organism: Candidula unifasciata
Lineage: Eukaryota; Metazoa; Mollusca; Gastropoda; Stylommatophora; Geomitridae
Source: the annotation of a GenBank genome assembly
GACACGGGAGUUUUGGUGAUCACUGUGGCCAUUGGCAAGGACAUUUUAAAUAAUGAGUUGGACGCCAUUGCUACCCUGCCAGAAGACGUUUUCCAUGUUGAUCACUUUGAUUCUUUGGAAUCCAUAGAAAAAGAGUUCGCCAAACAGGCUUGCAACAGAGAGUGUGAAGCUCAAGCCGACAUCUUGCUCAUCCUCGACUCCUCCGCCAGUGUAGGCACCCCUAACUAUGCCAAGAUGCUGCAUUUUCUGGUCAAUCUGACCAGAUACUUCGACCUGGGUCCGAAGGCAGUGCAGUUCAGCAUCAUCAUAUUUGGAGAUGACGCUCAUCUGGAGAUAGAUUUUGGCAGAUACAGCAAUCACCUGUCCCUGGAGCAGGGCAUACUGGGCGUUCGUUACUUGAGUCAGAAUACGUUCACAAACAAAGCCCUGAUGUUGGCCAGACUGCAAGCGUUCACUGCCGUCCAUGGAGCCAGAGGAAACGCUUCUAAGAUUGCCAUUGUCUUCACUGACGGUCAGUCCUCCAUUUCUUUGAUGACUCUCUCUCCAAAAGCUUGUAGCAAACACGUAGAUGUCAUUUUCCUUCUGGACUCGUCUGGGAGUGUUAGCAUUGACGAUUAUAGAGAAGAGCUCAUAUUUGCUGCAAACUUCACCAACAACUUCCAGCUCGGAAAGAAUGGCGCCCUGUUUGGUGCCGUUAUCUUCAGUGACGACGCCACAAAGUUGUUUGAUUUAAACGACUUCAGUGACCACGUCUCCAUUUUACGGUCUUUACUUGCAGCCCCUCAUCUGAAAGGAGGCACUAACACCGCCAGAGCUCUAGAGAAGAUUUCCAGAGAAGGACUAUUUGACGCUGCGGAUUCCGGCCGGCUGAAUGCCACGAAAAUGUUGUUUAUUUUGACAGACGGCCAGUCCUCCAAUAUCACCCAUACCAUUGCUGCAGCCCAACAGCUGAAGAACGCGGGUGUUCACAUCCUGACCAUUGGCGUGGGAGAUGUUGUCAAUGUCGAAGAACUGAGCGGUAUGGCUACAACACCAGACGACUUCUUCCAGGCCGACAGCUAUGAGGUUCUCCACAAGCUUCAGGACGAGGUCACCAACCACACAUGUGGCUCUCUUCGUGCCUGCAGCGAGAUGGCAGACAUCAUAUUUGUAUUCGAUUCCUCAAGCGCCGUCACGGUGGAAGAUUACCAAAAGCAGCUUCUGUUUGCCAGUAACGUCACCCAAGAUUUCGACCUUGGACCCAUCGAUGCUCAGUUUGCCGCCAUUGCCUACAGUAACGAUGUGUUUAAAGUGUUUGAUUUGGACCAGUUCUCUGAUUACCUCAACCUAUUUAACGGAUUACUAGCUUCCCCACAUCUGACUGGAUCGACCGACACUGGCUUGGCACUGAACUGGAUUACUGAUGCAGGGAUGUUUGGACCUGCCUACGGAGGCCGCCAUAAUGCAUCCAAAAUUAUCAUACUUUUUAUAAAUAAUCCAUCCAGCGAUGCCACAGAAG